GUCGGCCCUAUUGAAGUACACAAUCGACGACAGUGCCCAUUAAACACGGCUUAAGCAUAAUACCGUAGUGCAUGUUUAAGUGCUAGGCUAAUCACCAGUCUACUGAUUACGGAUUCGGACCAGUGAAUUGGGUUAAAGGCAAUGGAAAGAGGCUAGAUCGGUGUCAAGAGGGUUGACGAUGUCCAAGCGGAAGCUCAAUUCGGAGGAGGAGGAGGAAUAUGAAUCUCCGUUGGAUGAAGGCGACGAUGAUCGUGACAAUGAUGAUCGUGAUAGCUGUGCCAGCUCCUCCUCCACGAAUAGCAGCACCGAUGUGCCCGCAGAGAUGCCUAAAAAGAGACAGAAGACAAAGUCAGUAAAGUUUACGGGGGUGAAUGUGUACUACUUCCCACGGACACAGGGCUUCACCUGCGUGCCGAGUGAGGGUGGCUCCACAUUAGGUAUGGGGGAGAAGCAUAUACACGUCGAGAACUUCACGCUGCCAGAGUUUUCACGAGAGCAGCGUCGGGUCCAUAGGGAAAUGCUUGAAAAACAGCGCGAGGAGGGUAAGCUUAUGGAUGGACUCGAGGCUCGUCUAGCUGAAAUGGAAGAUGAUGACAGUUGUCAUAGUGACGACGAAAGCGAGUGGGAGUUUGAGGAUUUGGACGAUUAUUAUUUCCUUCAACCUGUGUCGAUACGUCAGCGCAGGCUUAUGUUGCGGAAUAGUGGGGUUAAAAAGAUCGAUAAUACGGAAAAGGACUCGUGUAAAGAUAUUCGACAAUCACGUGAACAGUGCGGAUGUGAUUGUAAACUUGUUUGUGAUCCUAAGACCUGCGCGUGUAGUUUGGACGGGAUUAAAUGCCAGGUGGAUAGGCUUUCGUUUCCAUGUGGUUGCACAAAGGAAGGGUGCGGGAACCCUUCCGGACGUGUGGAGUUUAAUCCAAUACGUGUUCGAACGCAUUUUAUUCACACGGUGAUGAGACUCGAGUUUGAAUCAAAGUGUACCAAGCCGGAGAAACCUGCAAUUAACAGUGUGUCAGCCAAAGAUACUAAUAUAAAUAAUUUUAAUAGUAACGAAAAAGGUUCAUGUAAGGAUUGUCAAAAUUCGGAAUUUAGCAACGCUCUAAUGCAGGAGAUGGAAUUAGCUGCUUUAAAUCGGGAACAAAAUCAUAACUUUAAUGUGACAGGUCAUUUUGCGCAUCAAAGUGCCAAUGGUAUGUAUAAGGCACAACCAGCGCACAUGUAUACAACAUUGACUGGUUCAAACCUGAAUCAAGUUUACAGUUCGCCCUCUACUGACUUUUACACGGCAGAGAACACAACUAGCAUGUACGAUUAUCCCAUUAGUAAGGAAGAAAAUUCCUCUUACUCGGAGAUGAGCGAAAGUUCAAACGAGGAACCUCUUGUUCCGUAUCAGAAACCGUUUGAGAGUGUUUCUCAAUACCACCAGACGCGUGGAAACUGUUCAACAGUUUGCGUGCCGUUUCCCAUGCCAAAUCUUGACCAGAAAUGUGCCAGUGUAAGUAAUACGGAUGUGGAAAGUGUUUUUAAGCUUCAGCCAAUAUCUACGAUUCUGGGCAGUGUUAACGAGACGUUUGCUUCGGUCACAGAGGACUGGGAAGGCAGUGUUAAGUCGACCGAUAUAGCUGCAUUAUCCGUACCAGCAACGUCACUACCUGCAUGCUGCUACACCACCAUGAAUAACACUACAUCGGAUAAAAUCGCAGAAACUUGCCCCGGCAUCUCAUCCCACAUGAACAAGGACAGCAACGGAAAUAACGAGCUGACAGGAUUUAUAGGCUCAGCUAGUGAAUCAGAUAACCUGUCUGUAAGCAGUUUUUACGACUCUGACUCUUCGAACCACGCAAUUACGGUAUCCUCAUACAUGGACGAGAAUGAGAGUUGUAAAAGUACAAAGAAGACAAUUGAGGUUGCUGCGCAGAAGGCUUGCGAGGAAGCUGCGAACGGGCCAAAUUUUGGAGAAAUUAUAAAAGAAUCAAUAUUUGAGAUUGUGUCUGCCUAAUUUUAUGUCUGGCACUAAUUGAUGUUUAGUUGUUAACAAAUAUUUACAUGCCGCUUUUUUAAGUGUGCAAAUGUACCCUCGGUAUCAUGUUAUACAUUGUACAAUUUUGUGCUGCAUGAUACAAAAAAAAAAGUUAAAUCUUUCAAGCUUGAAGCUUGCUAGUCCUAGUGCUAUGUUGUCUUUAUUUGCCUAAGGUGUUAAUGUACUUGUGCAACAUUGGCUGAGCGAGAAAAAAACAUAAUCAGCUUUUUUGGGGUAAAUUGUGUUAAAUGUUUUCUGCCAAAUUAGUUUUAUGUUUAAUAUAGACUUGAAAUUGUUACAUUAACAGUUCUCAUAGUUUUGUAAGGCAAAGUCAUGAAGAGAUUUCCCUAUAUUAAUUAUUUGAAUUACUUAAUUAUUAGGUCAAGCAUCAAAAUUAUUCGUAAUUAUUUUCGAACAAAAAAAUAUUUUUAUUGGUAAAUUCAAAAAAAAAUAUUGUACAACAGUUGUAAAAAUUGAAAAUAUUGUAAAAAUCACAAAAUUAUUUUUUAUCAUCAUGAAUUUUUUUUUCAAAAUCGCAAUAUCUUCAUCAAUGAUUUGAUAGUAUUGCUUCAUCGUCAUUUGAAAAUUUACGUGCCAUAAUUGCGUAGCAAACUGUUCAUUUGACUUAAUCAGUCAGGCUUUUCUGUUGUUAAGUGAUUUAUUAUUGAGUCUGUACAUAUGUCAUGUAGAAAUUAUUGUCAAGGGAAAUUAUUGCAAAAUCAUGAAAUGAAAUUUGUUCACGUAUUGUUCUUUUACAUAUCUGAAUCUCUGUCUUUGUGAAAUGUUGAAUACUCUAUACAAUGUCCUGAUGUUAAUGAUUGAUUUAGAAUUAUGAGGUCCAUUUUAAUGAUGUUACUGAUUGUUCAAAAUUCAUAAGGUCCUUUUUCACAUUUUAAAUUUUCAUGAGGUUCUUUUUCACAUUUUAAAUUUCAUGAGGUCCUUUUUUCACGUUUUAAAUUUCAUGUGCUCAUUUUUCACAAUUUGAAUUUAUGAUGAGGUCCUUUUUCACAUUAUAAAUUUCAUGAGGUCCUUUUUCACAUUUUUUUGUUCUCUUAAUUUCAUAAGGUCCUUUUUGACUAUUUUAAUUUCUUGCGGUCAUUUUUUCACGAUUUCUUUUUCUGUUUAAAAAUCAUGUGGUCCUUUUUACAAUUUUUUUUUGUUCUAAUUAAAUUUCAUGUGGUCCUUUAUUCACAUUUUUUUUGUGCUAAUUUAAAAAAAUUGAGGUCAUAGUUCAUAUAUUUUUUUCUGUUUUAAUUUGAUGAGGUUCUGUUCAAAUGAUUUUGUUGAGUUCUAAUUUCAUGAGACCUUUUUUCAAAAUUUGUUUGGACUCUGGCAAACCUAAGUUUAAAAUUUAUAUGAUAUUCUGGCAGUUGCAUGUGUGUCACUUUAUUGCUAUCUGUCGUUAAAAUAUAUAAAUUACAUUAAAUGAAGUGGAUCAGAGUAAGCACAUGAAUUUAGACAUAAAGCUUAAAGCAAGUCAAGAGAUAAAAGUUUUUAAAGGAUAGAGUCUUCAACAUUUUGCAUGAUUUUAUAUUGAAUAUAUAUAGAAUAAGAUCUGAUCAUUAUUUAUAAUGAAUAUCAUUCAUGGUUUUAUUUUUAUAUUGAAACAUUUUAUAACAUUGUUUAAGCAUGUGUGUUUUAUGGACAUGUUUUAUAACUUACAACCUUACAAGGCUAGCGGACUUUCUCAACUUGAGAGAUUUAAACUUCCUUGUUUAAUCUGUCUGCAUUUAUUUGUUUAAGCAUGCAAAUACAAUCACAACCCUGACUAAGUGGUGUAAAAUUUAAGCCAGUUAAACGGUUUCAUUCAAUUAGUCAAAAAAUGCCCUUCGAUUUUACAUCGCUGGGUUUGAAAAUAAUUACCCAGAUUUUUUGUUUCAGAACUUAAAUUCAAUUUAUAUUUCCCUUUGGAUUUCGGUUUCGGUUUUUAAAAUUUUGCUUUGUCUAUAACCAUUACCAAAAAUUAAAUCAUUUGAAAAAAAAUACAAUCCUAGUGAUUAAUUGAAAGUUGCUAUUUUUAACUGAAAACAAAUAAGCACUGAUUUUUGUAAACCCCAAAAUAAUUUAAUAUAUGGUGGGCUUCUUCGGCCUUAUUAAUUAUUUCUGUAAUUUUUGUGGUACUUUAUUGGACCCUUCUAAAAUAACAAAAAAAAUAACUUGUUUGCUUGUCUGACUUUCAAAGAUGGAAAGUUGAGAUUUUAUCUUUAAGGUUAAGAACAUAACGUGAAACUUGACAAAAAAUAAACAGGAUAAAAACCAAAAAACAUUACAGCCCAUAUCUGGUAAGGCACUCAGUUGCUCAAAGAUCUGAUUAGCUAUUUAUAGAUUAUGUACAUUACAUGACUCAUUGGAUGGUCUUAUGGCGAGACAGUCAUAACUCAAUAUAAAGAUAUAACGAGUUACGUCAGUUUUGCGCUUAAAGCCAUCUCACAGUGUGUUGAUUUGGUGUAUAAACAUACUGUCUUUGACUAGUUACGUCAGUUUUGUGCUUAAAGCCAUCUCACAGUGUGUUGAUUUGGUGUAUAAACAUACUGUCUUUGACUAUCAUUAUAAUACAUUAUACAUUUACAUACAGAAAUUGUUUUAAUAGCAAAUGUUAAUGGUUGUUCUCAUUCAUGUAUUUAUUUAUGAUUCAAUCGUGGGCAUCUUGUUGAAUGUAUAUAUCACAUCUUAUCAUGACAGAUAAUCAUGUCCUGGUUACCGUUGUCAAAUUUGUUUUGCAUGUUUACUCUUAAUUGAAGUUAUGAGUUUAAAUUGUACAUUGAAAUUUAUAGCCAUUUUAGUGGCUAAUUCUUUUUCUAUUGUUCUCGUGAAAGUGUUCAUGAAGUUUUUCUUGUACACUGAAAUGAUUCUGUUGUUAUGGUAUACACUUAUUUUAUACAUGUAGCUUACAAAUGCAGAUGAAUACACUGGAGCAGCUGUUGUUAUAAUUUUUUUCUCGUCGUUUUCUUGCUCGUCACUGAAAAUAACACUAAUUAGAUUCUUGGCUAAUUUCUUUAAAAUUUGCAUCAAGAUUUCUAGCAUUUAAAAUUAAAUUGAUUAGGUAAAAAAAGAUGUGUAAUUUGUUAAAUCUUCUUCAAUGCAUUUCACAGAAAUGGUGCUUAAGACUAUGCUUUUGCAUAUUAAAAUUUUGUUUUGUUACUAGACAUAACCGAUUUGAAUUUAAAGUUGCUCUCUCACAUUUUAUAAGGACAGACAAAGGAAACAUUUGGUUUCUUGAAAAAUGUGACCAAAUGGCUUGAAACAACGGUAAAAAAUCGCAAGAAAUUUUCUUUUGUUCCUACAUUAUUUAAAGUAUAAUUUUUACCUAAAAAGCACUCUGAAAAUUUCCUACUGAAAAUUAAAUCAUUAUAUCAUAGAGUUUUAGAAUCUUUGUUACAACUAGUAUCUGUUGGCUACUUUUUGGUGUUUGUUCAUGAACUCAAUUUGAACACAUUUUGAACAGAAAUGGUCAUUAACAUGAAAUCUGUGAGGGAGUCUCUUUAAUAUCUAAAAAUUAUUUUUUUUAGGUUGAAACUUCGAUAGAAAACAGAGUAAACAUGUUAACUUUUAUUAUUAGUUUAAGAAUAUUCACUGUCAAAGCUUCUUGUCAAUGUUAAUUUGCUAAAUCUUUGCUAAAAAAAUGCAUGCUAAAAUAUUAAAAAAAAAUGUACUUCAAGAACUAUUUUCUAAAAACUUACAUUAUUUUAUAAAAGUUUGCUUUACUGUUUGUGCUUUCUAUAUGUAUAAAUCUACGCAUCUCCAAUUUCUUGGAUGUUCACUUGAAAUUUUACAUUUGCUUCCAUGUCAAGGUCACUGAAAUUUGAUUGCCUACACUUCUGUUGGUUUUUAACAAAUAGCCAGGAUAAACUAUGGUAUGGUUGUGAAUUUUGGACCAAUGUUUCUGGUUUUAAACACAAACAUGAUAGUAAUCAUUCACAUAUGUAGGGAAUGUGUUUCACUAACAGUCAUUAUUUUAGUCUUAAAUAAAGUUUGUUCAGUGGUGCUGUAGUAAGUUGAUAAAUGAAAAAAUAAUUAUUGAAGUGGGUCCAUUUGUACUAUUCUUUAAUCAUAUUGAUUAAUUAUCAUAUUAAUUGUCUGUAGGACUUGUUCGAAAGACUUUUCCCAAUGAAAAUGAGAAAUAUGUCGUUCAUUAUGUUGUCUAGUCGCUGCAUAUCGUUGGAACCCAUGUUAAAUGUUUUAUUAUGUUAUAAAGCUUUUAUUUUAUUUUGUUAAAGCUACAUUUUGAACCUUGUCACAUAAUUAAAGAGAUUGUUGGCUUCCUUAUAUGGUGUUCAUAAAAAAGGGGCCAGUUUCACACACACACAAAUAUUUAAAAUAUUCCCGCCUCACUAUUUUCCCGCCUGAAAUUCUAUAAUUUGAUUACAGUAAUAAUAAAAAUCCAAUGGGUAGGCUACAAUGGUCAUUGCUUAAUGUGUUAUGUGAUUGGGUUUUAUGAAACCAGGCCUAGUUCUUUUCAUUUCUGUAUUGUUACAUUUUAGAGAACGUGGAUUGCUUUAAUUUCACCAGGGUUUAUUUUUACGAAUAUUUCAAUUCCAUCAUGUUGCAAAUUCAAAGAUGAUAAACCUACUGUGUAUCAUUUUUAUGGAAGCAAUAUGUUUUGACGUGGAUAGCAUUUUUAGCAUCAUUUUGCAUCGUAAUUGCUAAAAAACCUUCCAUUUCUAAACAGUUUGAAUCAUGAUUGAAUAGUUCAGUAUCAGGAGCUGAGCAAUCCAGUUAAAACUACACACUGUUUCUUCUAUACCUAUAUAAUAAUUGGAAGAAACUGAAAACCAGUCCAUUGACAAAAUAAUGCAGGAAAACUAAUAAAAAACCAGUCAAUUGAUAAAAUAAUUGAGGAAAAUUAAUCAAACCAGUUAAUUGAUAAAAUAAGGAGAAAAAUAAUUAAGCCAGUCCAUUGACAAAACAAUGGAGGAAAACAAUCAAACCAGUCAUUGGCAAAAUAAUGGAGGAAAGAUAAUCAUGAAAAAUAUAAUAAUUUUCAGAAUUGUGAAUUUUUAGCUACCACUUGUGAAACCAUUAGUUAUUUUGGAAUAGUAAAAUUUGGCCCGGACAAAAAUACUGAGGUCAUAUCAUUCAGUCAGAUAUAUUGAACGAUGUAUCAAUCUUACAGCAGUUAUUGAUAUAUGUAGUACAAUGUUGUCAUUUUAUACGUAAAAGCUGUUGUAUUUAUUCUGGACAUUGCUAGUCAGCUGUUGGUUAAAACUGUUACAAUGAACUAUUAUUUUAUAGUUUUGCUGACCUUGCGAAAAACGUACAAGAAACAAAUUAUCAGGAAGUAUAUAGAAUUUAUUAUCUGGUUAUCAUUUAUCUUGAAUAGAAAGAAUGUUUCUGAUAAUAGGUUUUUGUCAUUUAGAGUUAUAACUGCUGUUACUGGUUUUAUAUUUUGAAAAUUAAUCAUGGUGUUUCUACUUGAAGCAUACAACAUACACAUUUUACCUGCAAUUUUCACAAUGUAAGUAAACAUGACAAUAUAUUAUGUCUUGGAAAACAAACCCACCUAACACUAUUUAACAUAUUAAUGUUGUUGUUUUUUUCCAAUGGUUGACUAGCAAAGUCUGUUGUUAUAUUGUUUUUUGAGAAAUUGUGUAUUUUCUUGACUCGUUUUGAAAAACCAAAGCAUGAUCGCUAUUUUAAUUCAUUUAUUAUGAAAAUGUGUGAUUUUUGUGAUGUCUUACCAAAGUAUCAAAUUUAUGUAGUCAUGUAGCAUACUUUGUUUUCACUGUGGACACACUAAGGUGAAAUCAG
This is a messenger RNA of Mya arenaria, 7768 nucleotides long. Its product is annotated as cysteine/serine-rich nuclear protein 2-like. Gene Ontology annotation, biological process: regulation of transcription by RNA polymerase II. The coding region runs from base 179 to 1999 and encodes 606 amino acids. Gene Ontology annotation, cellular component: nucleus. The record is from RefSeq and is a predicted model, not a curated record. NCBI's taxonomy places the organism in Eukaryota, Metazoa, Mollusca, Bivalvia, Myida, Myidae. Gene Ontology annotation, molecular function: sequence-specific DNA binding; DNA-binding transcription factor activity, RNA polymerase II-specific. The transcript is spliced from 4 exons.